AUGUUGACAGAUGACAGCGCAUCCAGUGCCAAUCAGCUGCUCUCGUUUGUGGAGAGUACAGUGAAACCUGUAAAUAAUAGUGUUAGUGUAAAUAGUGUAAGUCAUAGCCGAAGUGGCGUAAGUGUUGACAAUGAGAGUGUACAAAAUGAUGUUGCUGCAACAAUGUUGCCCGCAACAUCGCCACCAACCAAACGAAAGCUGCGGCGCAAGUAUCCCACGAAAAUGCAAAAUCAAACAGAGCGAGCAUUGGGGUCAACGCAGGUGGCGCAGCGUUACAAAGGCAAACGGCGAAAAGUGUUGCUGCCGCGCGGACAACCGAAUGCAACCGCGCAGGCAACACGCAACAUGUCCGCUGGUGCGGUGCAACGGUUAAAUGCGGAAAAUAUACCAAAGAAUGUGCGAAAGCCACAAACGCUGCAGGAGCGGCAAAGGCAGCGACAGUUGCAACAACAAAAACAACAGUCUGCGCAACAGCAGCGCCAACUGCAGCGACCUGAUGAGUUGAAGCGGACUAAAGAUGCUCAGUUACAACAACAAAUUCGCGUGCCACCAACUUCGCACUUACAAAAACAAUACCAUUUCAUACCGCAACCCGACACACCAGCCACCACCCUACGCAUCAGCACGUCCAUCGAUCAUCAUCAUCAUCAGCAAAUCACAACGAAUACAACAACCACAAUACGACAACACAUACAGCAGCAGCCACCACAAGGUCCUCCAAACGAACAUCGUUAUGAACAUAGACAACAGCAACAACAGCAACAACAACAACAUACUGUUAGCAAUUCAAGCAGCAUAACGUCUAGACAUCAGCACACCCAUCAGCAACAACCGCAGAGCCAGCAACAUACCGUCUACGACACUACAACGAUACAGAAUCGUCAAGAUCACGUCGUCGUCCAGGGCAACACGGACAUAGUGGUGUAUCGCAAUAUUGGCACGUUGCCAUGCCCACCGAGCGUGCGUUUGGUGCCGCAUCGCUUCAUACCGGUGCACCCGCAGCAGCGUACAAGGCCAAGGGAAAUUUACUGA
This is a messenger RNA of Bactrocera tryoni, 1032 nucleotides long. Its product is annotated as putative mediator of RNA polymerase II transcription subunit 12. NCBI's taxonomy places the organism in Eukaryota, Metazoa, Arthropoda, Insecta, Diptera, Tephritidae. The transcript has 3 exons. The record is from RefSeq and is a predicted model, not a curated record. Bases 1 to 1032 code for a protein of 343 amino acids.